AAGGGAACGUGAGAGACGGGAACGGGAACGCGAGAGACGUGAACACGAGAAACGUGAACGCGAGAAACGUGAACGCGAGAAACGUGAACAAGAGAAACGUCAACACGAGAAACGUGAACGCGAGAAACGUGAACAUGAGAAACAGGAACAUGAGAAACGUGAACAUGAGAAACGUGAACAUGAGAAACAGGAACAUGAGAAACAGGAACACGAGAAACGUGAAACAAUGCCUGGAUUUACUACUGGGGAGAAUUAUCACAGGCAACAAAAGACAACAAAAUCACAAGACGACGUAGACAAAUUAAAUACCAUUGAGACCACACAGAAAAACCACGAAUUUUCCCGUCUCAUUGACGAUAGAAUCGUACCUUUAGUCGAGAAAUACAAUAGACACAUUAAGUCUUUAAAUGAUGACAACAAUGAGUUAAGAAUCCAGGUUGAAAAUCUGAAACAAGAAAUCUCACUCCUUCACCAAAACGGCCGUAUUAUUGAAUUAGAACAAAAAGUCAAUGCUUUGGAAAAUAGAGUUCCCCAAUUUAAUCAGGCUUCGCAAAAUAGUGUAUGCGAUAUUUUUGUUCCGCGUUUUGCCCGAUAUGUAAAUGAAAAUGGUAUUUAUUGA
Messenger RNA from Acaulospora colombiana, 619 nucleotides. NCBI's taxonomy places the organism in Eukaryota, Fungi, Glomeromycota, Glomeromycetes, Diversisporales, Acaulosporaceae. The record is from the annotation of a GenBank genome assembly.